AUGUAUACUGAGGGCAUCAAGUGCCGCAUCUUCUCCACUACUCUGACCGGACCAGCUCAGUUGUGGUUUGGGACGCUUGUCCCAAAUUCUAUUCACUCCUUUGAGGAUUUGCAGACCCGCUUCCUACGACAGUUCGCAAGCUCACGAAGGGUAGGGAAGUCAGCUCUUUCGCUGAUGGACAUCAAGCAGGAUCAGAAUGAAACAUUGAGGGAAUAUACCGCUAGAUUUAAUCUCGCUGCUCUGGAGGUGCCAGAGGCGGAGUCACAAAUCAAGAAUUGCGCCUAUGUCAGAGGGCUCAGGCCGGGCAUCUUCUUUGACGAGUUACAGAUCCGACCAGCAAAGGAUUUCGACGAUAUUAUGGCAAGGUUGCCAGGUUAUUUGCAGUUGGAGGACGCCAGGAUGGCGAGAAAAGCGGAAAAUGAUAAACAUAAAGCCAAAAGAGCUGAGGAAGCACCAGAGAGACAGCGACACCAGGACAGGGCACCAUUCAGAGGGUUACCUCCAAGGGUACUACCACCCCAAGGAGAAAUGCCGCCCCGGCAACAACGUACUGUGAAUGAAGUCACACGGUUCACUGAGUACACGCCCCUGAAUAAACCACAGGAGAAAAUUUUUCAUUUGAUAAAAGAUCAGCCAUUCUUUCGGGCACCGGGAACUUACUGGGACGGGCCGCCACAGGAGGGGCCCAACAAUAAGUUGUGCGAGUAUCACAAUGUCUUUGGACAUUAUACCAAAUAUUGUGGCCAUCUUAAACACCAGUUGGAAUUAUUGGUUCGCCAGGGAAAUCUCGAUCAGUUUAUCGACAGAGGCAACGAGGGCCAGAGACGGAAUUAG
This is a messenger RNA of Salvia miltiorrhiza (redroot sage), 834 nucleotides long. RefSeq lists its product as uncharacterized. The record is from RefSeq and is a predicted model, not a curated record. The transcript has a single exon. Bases 1 to 834 code for a protein of 277 amino acids. Lineage: Eukaryota; Viridiplantae; Streptophyta; Magnoliopsida; Lamiales; Lamiaceae.